Penaeus monodon (black tiger shrimp) is the source of this 2889-nucleotide messenger RNA. RefSeq names its product general transcription and DNA repair factor IIH helicase subunit XPD-like (gene Xpd). Lineage: Eukaryota; Metazoa; Arthropoda; Malacostraca; Decapoda; Penaeidae. Gene Ontology annotation, biological process: nucleotide-excision repair; positive regulation of mitotic recombination; transcription by RNA polymerase II. Gene Ontology annotation, molecular function: ATP binding; hydrolase activity, acting on acid anhydrides, in phosphorus-containing anhydrides; damaged DNA binding. The record is from RefSeq and is a predicted model, not a curated record. Gene Ontology annotation, cellular component: nucleus.
ACAAACUUCAAAAGGUAAACAGAAAUCCAAAAUUUCUCGUCCAAAGAUCCAUUUUUUAGACAAAAGAGCGAGUGGCGCCGGGGAACAUCUACACCAUGCUGCUGGACGUCGAUGGCAUGCAGGUUUUCUUCCCCUACGACUUCAUCUACCCGGAGCAGUAUUCAUACAUGUUAGACCUAAAGAGGAGUCUCGAUGCUAAGGGCCAUUGCAUACUGGAGAUGCCUUCGGGGACAGGCAAGACCAUUACACUGCUGUCACUUAUUGUGUCCUACCUCCGAGCUUUUCCACAGAAUCUCACAAAGCUCAUCUACUGCUCCCGAACCAUUCCCGAGCUGGAAAAGGUAAUUUCAGAGUUGAAGAAGCUUAAGAACUACAUUGAGAAGGAGACGGGAGAGCCUGCAAACAUUACUGGCCUUGCAUUAGCCUCCAGAAAGCAUCUGUGUGUGAAUCCUGAGGUCAGCAAGGCAAGGGAAGGAAAGCUUGUUGACAAUGGAUGCUAUGCUUUGACAGCCUCAUAUGUAAGAUCCAGGGCCCAGAGAGAUGACACAGUGCCACAGUGUGACUACUUUGAACAGUUUGAUCUCCAUGGCAAGGAAUUUCCUUUGCCAGCUGGCACAUACAACCUUGAUGAUCUGCGGGAGUUUGGCAGACAGAAAGGGUGGUGCCCAUACUUCUUGGCCAGGCAUGCAUACAAAGCAAAAUAUCGUAUAGUCUACAGCUACCAUUACAUGCUGGAUCCUAAGAUUUCAGAAAUAGUAUCAAAAAAAAAAAAAAAGGAGAUUUUUUUGAACAAAACGAGCGAGCUUGGGUGGUUUGAUGAGGCUCACAACAUUGACAAUAUUUGCAUUGACUCCAUGAGUAUAAAUAUUAACAGAAGAGUACUGGAUAAGGCCAAAACCAGUCUUAACAGUUUACAUGAACAUAUAUCAAGGAUAAAGGAGUCUGACAGCAACAGAUUAAGAGAAGAAUACAGCCGCCUUGUGGAAGGGCUGCGGCGGGCUUCUACCCAAGAGCAUAUUAUAGCCAACCCCAUUUUGCCAAAAGAUUUGUUAGAAGGUAAGCUAAAGCAGUCGCAUUUCCCGUCGCCAGCUGGUAUCCUGAAGGAUCUGAAAAACAGAGCCUUCAUUGAUCGAAAACCCCUGAGGUUUUGCUCUGAACCCCCUCUCCCCCUAUUGUAGAAAGUUAAAGUUGAAAUGAUAUAUCGGACAAACUCCCCCUCUAGCCGUUUUGCUCACUUUGCCACCCUUGUGUCCACAUACUUGCAGGGUUUUGUCGUCAUUAUUGAGCCCUUCGAGGACAAGGCUCCAAAUAUUCCCCCCUCCAUUAGGUGUUUGGAUUCGUCGCUUGCAAUCAAACCAGUCUUCACAAAGUUCCAGACAGUUGUCAUUACCUCCGGAACACUCUCACCCUUGGACAUGUAUCCUAAGAUCUUGGACUUCCAUCCUGUGAUCCAGAAUUCCUUCACAAUGACACUUGUAGCUGUAUUCUUCCAAAUGGUAAUGGACCAAGUGGCCAUCUCGUCCUAGUUUGAGUCCAGAUAAGAUCCAGCUGUCGUCAGAAAUUAUGGGAAGCUUUUAGUAGAAAUGGCGACAAUUGUACCUGAUGGAAUGGUGUGUUUCUUCACCUCUUAUCUGUACCUGGAGAGUGUGGUGGCUACAUGGUAUGACCAUGGUAUCAUCAGUGACCUUCAGAGGCACAAGCUGGUUUUCAUCGAGACCCAAGAUGAUGCAUGUGACAAGGGACGGGGAGCGAUCCUGCUGGCUGUGGCAAGAGGCAAAGUGUCAGAAGGGAUCGAUUUUGACCACCACUACGGCCCGCUGUGUCAUUAUGUGGGAAUCCGUUCGUUAUGUACACCCACCAGAAGGCGGGAUUCUAAAGCCAGAUUCAGAUCCACCAGUAUUAGAAUACCUUCGUUGAGCAGUUCAAUGUGGGUUCAUUAUGUAUCAAAAUUUCACAUCAUUGUUAGGUAUUUAUUAUUAUUAUCACAACUAUUUCAGUUAUCAUUAUUUGUUCUACUAUCUUUCUCUACUACUUUGACACAGAUUCGUGAAAAUGACUUCCUGACCUUCGAUGCCAUGCGCCAUGCAGCUCAGUGUGUGGGUCGGGUCAUGCGUGGAAAGACCGACUAUGGAAUCAUGUUGUUUGCAGAUAAGCGUUUCUCCAGGGCUGACAAGAAGAGCAAAUUGCCUCGUUGGAUUCAAGAGUAUUUAGUUGACAGCAAGUGCAAUUUGUCAACAGAGGAAGCUGUUCAGGUGACAAGACCAUGGCUGCGUCAGAUGGCCCAGCCCUUCACAAGAGACGACCAGCUGGGAGUGUCACUGCUGACCCUCGAACAGCUGAACUCUGCCUCCAACAUCGAGAAAGUACAAAAGAGAGCACAGCAGUCAUUUUAAGAGGAGGAGAUCAAGAAGGAUACUGUGUCUGCUGUUCUGUUGCUGAAUACUUAUUUGCUGGAAUAGCAUUGGUGGGGGUGGGGGGAUUGUGUAUAUAAUGAAAUUAUUAGUUCAUUUAUUUAUCUUUUAUCAUGUUGUGAUCACAUUCUGUGUAUAAUUUUUUUUUCUCUUUCUCUUUACUAUUACACAUCUUUGCUGGAAAUACCAAAAUGUAUUUUAGUAUUAUUAUUAUUUAUUCAUAUAUUAUUUUUAUUUGUUCAUUUUCAUUUAUUUCUUUAUUUUUUUGUUCAUUCUAUGUAUACAAAGAAAUGUGGCAGCACAAGCUGGAAAAUAUAUCUGUAGUAUUUAUGUGACUGAUAUCAAUGUAUUAGUUUGACCUUUUUUAUUACAUUUCACAUCAUUUGUAAAAAGAAUUCCAGAUCUGAAUGUCAGUUCCAGUUAAAAAGAAAAUGAUCAGAAGUUUUGUGAUCAUGUUUCUCUUCUCUCUCUCUCUCUC